Messenger RNA from Lodderomyces pseudojiufengensis, 846 nucleotides. RefSeq lists its product as uncharacterized. The transcript has a single exon. The coding region runs from base 1 to 846 and encodes 281 amino acids. NCBI's taxonomy places the organism in Eukaryota, Fungi, Ascomycota, Pichiomycetes, Serinales, Debaryomycetaceae. The record is from RefSeq and is a predicted model, not a curated record.
AUGUUUAAAUCAUUUUUCGUAUUAUUAUCAACCACAUUAGCAUUCACAAGUGCAAUUGAUUGUUCAGUAAAAGAGUUACAGCCGUAUAAUUUAGAAUUAAUAAAAGGUAUUCAUUCAAUAACUACUAUCAAAAAUACACCACCAUCAAAAACAAAUAUAACUUGGAAUUUAGGUAUAUGUGAAACUAUAAAUAAUAAUCAACAACCAUAUAAAGAUUGUCCUUCAAAUUCAGAUAUUUGUGGAAUAACAUCAAUAAUAUUAGAUAAUAAUAAAGAUAAUAAAGAUCAAAUAGUAUAUGAAGUUUUUGGAUUUAAUUCAAAUAUUCAAAAAAAUUAUAUUGAAUUAGGUAAAGAUGGAGAAGAUGGUAUUACAAUUGUAAUAAAUGGAGUUAAUUGGGGUGAUUCAAUAAUAAAUGCAGAUUUAACAUUUAAAUGUGAUAAAAAUAUUAAUAAUUAUGAAAUUUUAUCAAAUGAAUGGGAUGGAAAAAAUUUAAGAAUUUCAAUAGCAUCAAAAGGAGCAUGUAUUACAAGUGAUAAAGAUAAGAAAAAAGAUAAUGAUAAUAAAAAAAAUAAUGAUAACAACAACAAUAAAAAAAAAGAUAAUGGAGAAUCAUGGGGUUGGUUUACUUGGAUAUUUAUCUUUUUAGUAUUAUUUUUAAGUAUUUAUAUUAUUGGUGGUGCUUGGUUUCAAUAUAAUAAAGGUAAUGCAAUUGAUUUUCAAAGUGCUUUAAAAGAAGUUAUUGAAAAUUUUAUUGAAUUAUUAAAAGGUUUACCUAAUUUUAUAAGAGAAAUUAUUGAAAAAUUUACUGGUAAUAGUAGUAAUAGAGGUGAUUAUAGUGCUGUAUAA